Messenger RNA from Petromyzon marinus (sea lamprey), 13657 nucleotides. It is a transcript of the gene DNAH7, whose product is annotated as dynein axonemal heavy chain 7. Lineage: Eukaryota; Metazoa; Chordata; Hyperoartia; Petromyzontiformes; Petromyzontidae. The record is from RefSeq and is a predicted model, not a curated record. Gene Ontology annotation, biological process: microtubule-based movement. Gene Ontology annotation, molecular function: dynein intermediate chain binding; calcium ion binding; dynein light intermediate chain binding. Gene Ontology annotation, cellular component: dynein complex.
ACUAUUGUCAUGGCAUUUGGUGCUAUUGUUAUAGUACUAUUGUUUAGACAUGUGGUACUAUGAUGAAAAAUAAGAAUAGGUUUUACCCUUUCUGGCGAUAAAACAGGUGUCAAGAUGUUCAAACACCAAAUAGAUACUCUUUAUAUCGUCAGCAUUGAUUAUUAUUCGAGUUAUGACCGUGGCUUUUUAGCCAAUGACCCCCUCAUUGCCCUGAACUCUGACCAAGGGCCAGGCCAGGCGAGGCCUCGAUGCGUUGCCACCGGCAACCACGGGAGGGACGCGGGGGAGGGGUGGCCACGCGGGACCGGAGCGACGCCGCUGAUUGGGCGCUCGUUGGCCCUGGCAACGCGAGGCGUCGUUGAGGCUCGGGGGUGGACCCCAACCACCACCACGACCACCACGACGACGACCCUCAGAGGUUGCGGGGGCAUCGCGGACAUGCAGACUCUUGAGGGCCAAGUGGACAACACGGCCGUCAAACUCCUUCCCCAGCUGCCACAGGUUCGCACGAAGCCUAUGUGGCAAGAUUCGGCUCCGUCCUUUCAGCUGCCCGACGAUGCUGCAGCUGCUGCUGCUGUGUGCGGUAAGAAUGGACGUCUGGAGCAUGCAGACUCGGGGAGGCUUGGGACUUUCCGCGAGGGUCAGGACUGGGUCCUCUCGCCGGCAUCUGGCAGCAGCAGGAGACGCAUACGCCAAGGCAAACAGGAAAAGCUGCGCUUAAUCUCUUCCCAGUCACGUGACAACCGAGAACGCUUCCGCACCACCCUCGUCAAAAUCCUCACAAAUCAAGACAACGUUCUACCCGGGCAGCUGGGCCAGGACACACCUCCAUCUCCCUCACCUCAUUCUGCAGAGAGAGAUGCAAUGCGCUAUCACUACUACAUCCAGCACGGCAUCCACACGGAGAAUGUCGCGUCCAUGGAGGAGGAGUGGCUGCAGCACGUCCUGGCAUUGGUGCCUCAGACCCUGCGCUCCCAUCCAUCCCACCUCGCCACAAUCCACGGCCUCUCUCAAGAGAUGAGGGACGACUACCUCGUCAGCGUCAAGAAGGCCAUAGUUGACUUUGUGUUGCAAGAUCCCAAGAACAAGGAUUUGAAGAAGAGGGAAGACCUCCCUCCACACAGAGAAGAGCUGGCUGUGCUGCCAAAGCCAUGGAGAGAGAGAUUCUUUGCAACUCGGCGUCGGCUGCAGGAGGAGCUGCACUCCAUCAACCCUGCAAUGCUGGCUGUGUUGCAGCUCUGGCACAACACAUAUUGUGACCUACGUCUUGUGAAUGUAGAGGAGAUACGUGGUGGCACAGCUGCUCUGGAGCUGUCAUCCUUCCAGAAAGUGGUCAUGAGGCAUGUAGACCUGGCCAAGGAGACCCUUCUUAGCAAGUGGCUUUCAGAAAUACAGACCAUCUACUACCAAAGCAACAAGAAGAAACUUGUUCCUAAAUUGACAAACGUCACCAGACUGGCAUCGUAUUUUAACUGUGCUGCCGCUCUGAUGACAUCUCUAUUACAGAAGCUAGCUCUCAAUUCUAUCUAUGACUAUACUGAUCUCAUCUGCUCUACCCAGACAGGCACCGUCAAGCACCCAGGGUUUGUACUCAGGCUGAUAUUGUCCAAGGAUACCAUCAAGUUUGAACCAGACUUCAAGGACUUCCAAGUCGUUCUGCUGAAUGUGUUCGAUGUCAUGAUGAAGACCCUCGCUACAGUUCCCAGGGUGGAAACGAAACUCUACUCAGAUUGGCCCAUGGACAAGGCUCAUACUCACCUGCAACCCGUGGUGCUGCGGGAAGUCCUGGAAGAGCUGCAGAGCCACGUACGCGCCGAGAUUAUACAGCAGAGCCUGCUGCCCAGGGAGCACCUGCGCCACUACGAGCCAUUUGAGGGCCUGGUCGGCGGGCAGGCGGAGCGCGACGUGGAGCGAUUCUUGAGCGAGGAGCACACCUUCUCCGAGCACGAGCAGCUCGUCUCUCACUACCGCGAGCUCUCCCACUCCAUCCUCUACUCCUCGCAGCUGGUGGUGCGCCUGGGAAUGUUUGAGCUGCACUGUGACGAGCUCGUCGCCGCUUUAGCCAAGCGAGCGGAAAACCUUGGCAGUCGUUUGCUGGGACGAAUGAGUCAGGAGCAUCAGAAAUUCAUCCAGAGAUUGUGUGAGGAAUUUGAAUCGAUUGCUGAAAAGGCCUUGUCCACCCCCAUAAACACAAAGGCACUUAUGGAGCUUAAAGAGUACAUCCAGAAGGUGGAGGUCCAGGAGAUGUCCCAGCUGCAGGUGAAACUGAAUGAGGCCAAGGAUCAUCUGCUGUUCCUCUUGGACCACGCCAGCCUCUCCCCAUCAGAAAUGCGGCACAACAACACCGCAUUUCAGUGGUGCGGCCGCAUGCCGGGCAUAUUUACAGAGCACCGGCGCAUAUUGACCGAAAAGACCGAACAGUACCAGGAAAGUCUCAAGUUUCGACGUAGAAGAUUUGAGGAAGAUUUGGAAGCAUACGCCAAACAGGCUGAAGAAUUUAGUACUCUGGGUGACCUCGCGGAUGUCAAUAAAUAUUUGAAGAAGGCGCAGGUGCUGCACACAAAACUGGAGGCUGCUACAGAAAUGAUUGAAAGCUUCAAUGCAGAGGAGGAGGCGUUUGCAUGGCCAACAUCUCAGUACCCGCAAAAGAAGAAAAUCCAAGAUGUGCUGAUGCCAUACCUGAGGCUGUAUGAGAUGGCCGUGGAGUUCACGUCCAAGCACAAGGCCUGGAUGGAGGGCCCGCUGGCCGAUGUCAACCCCGACGUGGUGGAGCAGGACGUGGGCAACUACUGGCGUGGCCUCUACAAACUGGAGCGGAGUCUGCAGGCUUCGCCUCAGGCUCUGCUCAUUCAACAGCAGCUCAAGAGUAACGUUGAAGCGUUCCGCACACACCUGCCCAUGGCGCAGGUUCUGUGUAAUCCGGGCCUACGUGGCCGCCACUGGGAUGCACUCUCGGAGGUCGUGGGCUUUCCGCUGCUCACGCAGGAGCAAGUUUGCCUGGAGAAAUUCCUGGAGAUGAACCUGGAGUCAUUCCUCUCCAAGUUCAAUGACAUCAGCGACACGGCUAGCAAGGAGUACUCGCUGGAGAAGGCGCUGGAGAAGAUGGUUCGAGAGUGGGACGAGAUGCAGUUCACACUCAUCGUCUACCGCGACUCUGGAACGAGCAUCCUCUCCGCUGUGGAUGACAUCCAGAUGCUCUUAGAUGACCACAUCGUCAAGACGCAAACCAUGAGGGGGUCUCCAUUCAUCAAACCAUUUGAAAGUGACAUGAAGGAGUGGGAGAGGAAGCUGCUGCUACUGCAGGAGAUCCUGGAUGAGUGGCUCAAGGUACAGGCCACUUGGCUGUACCUGGAGCCCAUCUUCAGCUCGCCCGACAUCAUGGCCCAGAUGCCUGAGGAGGGCCGCAGGUUCACCACCGUGGACAAAACCUGGAGGGACCUCAUCAAGCAAACAUUGACGGACACGCACGUGCUGGCGGUGGUGUCCAUUGACAAGAUGCUUGAGAGACUCCAGAAGUCCACCGAGCUUUUGGAGCUCAUUCUCAAGGGACUCAACGACUACCUGGAGAAAAAGCGCCUCUUUUUCCCCAGGUUCUUCUUUCUCUCGAAUGACGAGCUUCUGGAAAUCCUUUCUGAGACUAAAGAUCCAACCCGAGUCCAGCCACAUCUGAAGAAGUGCUUUGAAGGCAUCUCCCGAGUGGAGUUCACUGAGGCCCUGGACAUUACUCACAUGAAGAGCAGUGAGGGAGAGGUGGUGCAGCUCAUUGAAACCAUCUCCACCUCCAAAGCACGGGGACAGGUGGAGAAGUGGCUUCUGGAGCUCGAGGCAGUCAUGAUCCGCUCUGUGCACAACGUGAUUGGCGAAGCGAUGGAGGCGUACCCCAGUACCCCACGUGCCGAGUGGGUGCGUGCGUGGCCCGGGCAGACGGUGCUGUGCGUCUCCCAGGCGUUCUGGACCUCCGAGGUGCACGAAGCCAUCAGGGGCGGGCAGCAGGUGCUGGAGCGGUACCUGGCCCAGUGCAACGGGCAGAUCGACGAGGUGGUGGGCCUGGUGCGCGGGCAGCUCUCCCAGCAGAGCCGCGUGACGCUGGGCGCCCUCGUUGUGCUGGACGUCCACGCGCGCGACGUACUCGUCGCGCUGCUCAAGGGCGGCAUCGCUCACGACAGCGACUUCCAGUGGCUGAGCCAGCUGCGCUACUACUGGGAGGACGGACACUUGCAGACGCGCAUGAUCAAUGCUGGUUUGCCUUACGGCUACGAGUACCUGGGGAACACGCCUCGCCUGGUCAUCACGCCCCUCACUGACCGCUGCUAUAGAACUCUGUUUGGAGCUCUCAACCUGCACCUCGGAGGUGCCCCAGAGGGCCCGGCUGGGACGGGAAAAACGGAGACAACCAAGGACCUCGCUAAGGCUGUGGCCAAGCAGUGCGUAGUCUUCAACUGCUCCGACGGACUCGAUUACAUCGCCCUGGGAAAGUUCUUCAAGGGAUUGUUGUCGUGCGGCGCGUGGGCCUGCUUCGACGAGUUCAACCGCAUCGACCUCGAGGUGCUGUCCGUGGUGGCUCAGCAGAUCCUGACCAUCCAGAGAGGCAUCAACACGGGGUCGGACACGCUGAUGUUUGAGGGGACAGAGUUGAAGCUGAACCCCACCUGCGCCGUCUUCAUCACCAUGAACCCGGGCUACGCUGGCCGCUCUGAGCUGCCUGACAAUCUGAAGGCGCUGUUCCGCACCGUGGCCAUGAUGGUGCCAGACUACGCCAUGAUCGCGGAGAUCAUGCUCUACUCCUUCGGCUUCGUGAGCGCGCGGCCGCUGUCGGUGAAGAUCGUCGCCACCUACCGCCUCUGCUCAGAGCAGUUGUCGUCGCAGCACCACUACGACUACGGCAUGCGCGCCGUCAAGUCGGUGCUCACUGCCGCUGGGAACCUCAAGCUGAAGUAUCCGAGUGAAAACGAGGACAUCCUGAUGCUGCGUUCUAUCGUUGAUGUCAACCUACCAAAGUUUCUGGCCCACGACCUCCCUCUAUUUGAGGGCAUUACAUCUGAUCUAUUUCCUGGUGUCAAGCUACCAAAGCCAGACUAUGUGGUCUUGCUGGAAGCCAUCAAGGAAAACUGUGAGAAGAUGAACCUGCAGAUGACGGAUUUUUUUGCCGAGAAAAUCUUGCAAAUUUAUGAGAUGAUGAUCGUCCGUCACGGCUUCAUGAUUGUCGGCGAGCCAUUUGGAGGAAAAACAUGCGCUUACCGUGUUCUGGCUGCGGCCUUGGGAGAUAUCUGUGAAAAGGCAUUGAUGGCAGAGAACAAAGUGCAGAUCACAGUUCUCAAUCCUAAGGCGAUCACCAUGGGGCAGCUGUACGGGCAGUUUGACGCCAUCUCCCACGAGUGGUCCGAUGGUGUCUUGGCCGUCAGCUACCGAGCCUUCGCCACAUCUACUAGCCCAGACAGGAAGUGGCUGGUGUUCGAUGGACCCGUCGACGCCGUGUGGAUUGAGAACAUGAACACGGUGCUGGAUGACAACAAGAAGCUGUGUCUCAUGAGCGGAGAGAUCAUCCAGCUGGCAUCAACCACCAACCUCAUAUUUGAACCAAUGGACCUCGAAGUAGCGUCGCCCGCGACCGUGUCCCGCUGUGGCAUGAUUUACAUGGAGCCCCACAUCCUGGGCUGGAGGCCUCUGCUCACCUCCUGGCUGAAUGCCAGGCCGCCACCGCUAAGCGCCCCACACAAGGCCCUCAUCUGCGCUCUCUUCGAGCGCUUGGUCCCCUGCUGCUUACAGUUUGUGCGGAAAUCCACAAAGGAGCUCUCCCCAACGUCAGAUACAAACCUGGUUUGUUCGCUUAUGAAUCUCAUGGACUGUCAGAUGGAUGACUUUCAUGAUGAGACCAAGAUAAAGGCCAUGGAUGACCGAGAUGUCUCUGCUUGGAUUGAGGGCAUUUUCCUGUUCUCCCUCGUGUGGUCCGUGGGGGCGAGCUGCUCCACGCACGGACAGGUGCUGUUUGACCAGCUGCUGCGCGAGCUUAUGUCAGGACCGCUGAGCGCUGACACCAGCAAGCGCUUCCACCUCUCAGAGAAUGUGGAGCCACCGGCAGAGCCCUUCAGCGUCCCGUUCCCCGCAGCCGGCUCCGUCUACGAGUACCGCUUCAUCCAGGAGGGCAAGGGACGGUGGGAAUUGUGGACUGAAGCCCUGAGCUUAGCUCCACCGAUCCCACGAGAUAUGAACUUCAACGACAUCAUCGUGCCCACCCUCGACACCAUCCGCUUCACUGCGCUCAUGGAGAUGCUGGUGACGCACCAGAAGCCGGUCCUCUUCGUCGGUCCGACCGGUACCGGGAAAAGUGUUUACAUAACCAAUUUCUUGCUCAAGCAUUUGGACAAGAACACGUACAAGCCCUUGACUAUCAACUUCUCAGCUCAGACAACCGCCGCCCAGACGCAGAACAUAAUCAUGGGAAAACUGGACCGGCGCCGCAAAGGAGUCUAUGGCCCGGCACAGGGCAAGCGAAUGGUUUUGUUUGUGGAUGAUGUGAACAUGCCAGCAAGAGAGGAAUACGGAGCACAGCCACCUGUUGAGCUCCUGCGCCAGUGGUUGGACCACUCCAACUGGUACGACCUCAAGGACUGCUCCAUGAUCAAACUGGAAAACGUCCAAAUCCUCGGGGCAAUGGGACCACCAGGAGGAGGACGCAACGCAGUGACGGCGCGCUUCCUCCGACACUUCAACACCGUGACCAUCAACGAGUUUGACGAUAAAUCCAUGUUUACUAUUUUCUCCCGCAUAAUGGGUUGGCAUUUUACAGCAAGGUUUGCAUUUCCCACGGACUUUUCAGUUCUGACGGAGCAGCUCGUCCAGAGCACCAUGGAGGUGUACAAAGCCGCGACGCAAAAUCUGCUGCCCACUCCAACCAAGUCACACUACCUGUUCAACCUGCGGGACUUCUCGCGCGUCAUUCAGGGCGUGUGCCUCUCGCUGCCCGAGACCUGUCCGGUGGCAGCGUCCAUCCAGCGCCUCUGGGUGCAUGAGGUGCUGCGUGUGUUUUACGACCGCCUGGUGGACGAUGCAGACAGAACGUGGCUGGUGGCCUUCAUUCGGAAAACCAUCCACACGUACAUGAAGGAGGACUUCACCCAGCUGUUCCAGCACCUGGACUCAAACGGCGAUGGGCAGGUCGAAGACGACGACCUGCGCAGCCUAAUGUUCUGCGACUUCAGCGACAGCAAAGACGACGCCAAGAGGUACGUCGAAGUGUCCGACGUGGAGCGGCUUCGCCUGGUGGUGGAAGGGCACCUGGAGGAGUUUAACAACCUCAGCAAGAAGCCGAUGAACCUGGUGCUCUUCCGCUUCGCCAUCGAGCACGUGUGCCGGAUAUCCCGCAUAUUGAAGCAGCCCCGGAGCCACGCCCUCCUGGUGGGCGUCGGGGGCAGUGGGCGGCAGUCGCUGACGCGUCUUGCGGCGCACAUGGCGGACUGCGAGCUCUUCCAGGUGGAGAUCAGCAAGGGCUACGCCACUAACGAGUGGCGCGAGGACCUCAAGCGCAUUCUGCGCCGAUCCACAGACGGAGAGCAGAACGGCGUCUUCCUGUUCACGGACACGCAGAUCAAGCAGGAGUCAUUCCUGGAGGAUAUUAACAACCUGCUGAAUUCUGGGGAGAUUCCAAACCUGUUUGCGCCGGAUGAAAAGCAGGAGAUCUGCGAGAAGAUGCGCCAGAUCGACCGGCAGCGGGAUAAAGACAAGCAGACGGACGGGAGCCCCUUGGCUCUGCUCAACAUGUUUGUGGACCGCUGCCGAGACCAGCUGCAUGUAGUGCUGGCCAUGAGUCCAAUCGGCGACGCCUUCCGCAACCGCCUGAGGAAGUUUCCUUCGCUCGUCAACUGCUGCACCAUCGACUGGUUCCAGAGCUGGCCAGGAGACGCGCUGCAGGCAGUGGCGACACGCUACCUGGAGGAUGUGGAGGUGAGCGAGGAGACGCUGGCCAGCUGCAUCGACAUGUGCAAACUUUUUCACACGUCAACCAUCGCCCUGUCGCAGAAGUUCCAGGCCGAGCAGCAGCGCUACAAUUACGUUACCCCGACGUCGUACCUGGAGCUCAUCUCCACCUUCAAAGACCUCCUGGAGAAAAAGCGAUUGGAGGUGAUGCGCAUGAAGCGCCGCUACGAAGUGGGGCUGGAGAAGCUGGAAUCGGCCACGUCACAGGUCGCCGGGAUGCAGGCCGAGCUCGCCGCACUGCAGCCGCAGCUGCUCGAGGCGGGCAUCCAGGUGGUGAAUACGAUGGCGGUGAUCGAGCGCGAGUCCGAGGAGGUGUCGCGCACCGAGCGCGUCGUCAAGGCCGACGAGGCCGUCGCCAACGAACAGGCCAUGGCGGCCAAGGUCAUCAAGGAUGAGUGCGACGCCGACCUGGCCGAGGCCUUGCCCAUCUUGCGGUCAGCCCUCGCGGCCCUAGACACGCUCACGCAACAGGACAUCACGGUGGUGAAGACCAUGAAGAGCCCCCCGGCCGGCGUGAAGCUGGUCAUGGAGGCCAUCAGCAUCCUGAAGGGCGUCAAGCCGGACCGAGUGCCUGACCCCUCUGGCUCCGGCAGGAUGGUGGAGGACUUAUGGGGGCCGGCCAAGAGGCUGCUGGGGGACAUGAAGUUUCUGCAGUCCCUGCACGAUUUCGACAAGGACAAUAUCCCUGUCGCCAUCAUGAAGACCAUCCGCGCCAAGUACAUCACCAACCUGGAGUUUGACCCGGACAAGAUCCGCAAUGCAUCCACCGCAGCCGAGGGGCUCUGCAAAUGGGUCAUCGCCAUGGAAUCCUACGACAAGGUAGCGAAAGUAGUAGCGCCAAAAAAAGUGAAGUUGAACCAAGCGGAGGCAGAGCUGGCGGUGGCCAUGGGCAGCCUGCGCAAGAAGCAGGAGGCCCUGCGUGAGGUGCAGGACAAGCUGGCUGGACUGCAGCAGACACUCGAGGCCAACAAACAGAAGAAGGCUGACUUGGAGAAUCAGGUUGACAUGUGCACCAAGAAGCUGGAUCGAGCGGAGCAGCUGAUUGGCGGCCUUGGCGGGGAGAGGUCUCGCUGGAUGGAGGCUGCUCGACUUCUGGGAAUCCGGUACAACGACCUCACCGGGGACACGCUCGUCUCAUCUGGGAUUGUGGCCUACCUCGGAGCCUUCAUCUCCAGCUUCCGACAGAGCCAGGUGGCGGAGUGGGUGGACCUGUGCCGGCUGAAAAAGAUCCCGUACUCAGUUGACUUCACGCUGUCGAAGACGCUGGGGGACCCGGUGAAGACCCGAGCGUGGACCAUCGCCGGCCUUCCCUCUGACAGCUUCUCCCUCGACAAUGGCAUCAUCAUCAGCAACGCACGUCGAUGGCCUCUAAUGAUCGACCCUCAGGGUCAGGCCAACAAGUGGGUGAAGAACAUGGAGAAGGCGAACAGCUUGCACGUGAUCAAGCUGAGUGACGCGGACUUUGUUCGCACGCUGGAAAACUGCAUUCAGUUUGGAACUCCCGUACUGUUGGAGGGCGUUGGUGAGGAGCUGGAUCCGAUACUGGAGCCGUUGCUCUUGAGGCAAACCUUCCGGCAGGGCGGAACGCUGUGCAUGCGUCUUGGAGACUCCACCAUCGAGUACUCACAAGACUUCCGCUUCUACAUCACGACGAAGCUCCGCAACCCCCACUACACACCCGAGACCUCUGUCAAGGUGACUCUGCUGAACUUCAUGAUCACCCCCGAGGGCAUGCAAGACCAACUCCUGGGCAUCGUCGUUGCGAAGGAACGCCCGGAUUUGGAAGAGGAAAAGCAAUCUCUUAUUCUUCAAAGUGCAGAAAAUAAGAGGCAACUGAAGGAAAUAGAAGACAAGAUUCUGGAGGUUCUGUCGACAUCGGAGGGAAACAUCUUGGAGGAUGAAACAGCCAUCAAGGUGCUGUCUUCCUCCAAGGUUUUAGCCAACGAGACUUCUGAGAAGCAGUCCAAAGCUGAGGAGACGGAGCGAAAGAUCGAUGCAGCGCGACUUGGCUACCGCCCCGUCGCGCUGCACUCCUCCAUCCUCUUCUUCUCCAUCGCCGACCUGGCCAGCAUCGAGCCUAUGUACCAGUACUCGCUCGGGUGGUUCAUCACCCUCUUCACCAUGUCCAUCCACAACUCGGAGAAGUCUGACAAUCUUGACACGCGGCUCCAGACACUGAAAGACCACUUCACCUACUCCUUGUACACAAACGUGUGCCGCUCUUUAUUUGAAAAGGAUAAGUUGCUGUUUUCUCUGAGCCUCACCAUCAACCUGCUGAGACACGAACAUCUGAUUGAUGAAGAGGAGUGGAGGUUCCUUCUCACUGGAGGAAUUGGCCUGGACAACCCAUUCUCCAGUCCGUGCGCCUGGCUGCCUGCCAAGGCGUGGGACGAGAUCUGCCGACUCGACGCUCUGCCCUCCUUCCAGGGCAUCCGCAAGGAAUUCAUGCGCCUCAAGGAUGGCUGGAAGGAUGUGUACGACAAACCUGAGCCUCACCACGCCAUGUUCCCUGGGGACUGGCAGGGCAAGCUGGGCCACUUCCAGCGCAUGCUGGUCAUCCGAUGUCUGCGGCCGGACAAGGUGAUCCCCAUGGUCCAGGAGUUCGUGACGUCGAACCUGGGCCGCGAGUUCAUUGAGCCUCCUCCAUUCGACCUGGCCAAGGCGUUCGCCGACAGCCACUGCUGCGCGCCGCUCCUCUUUGUGCUGUCGCCCGGCGCCGAUCCCAUGGCGGCUCUGCUCAAGUUUGCCGACGACCAGGGGUUUGGUGGUUCCAAGAUGAGCUCCCUGUCCCUGGGUCAAGGCCAGGGCCCGAUUGCCAAACGCAUGCUGGAGCAAGCGGUUAGGGACGGCUGCUGGGUGGUGCUGCAGAACUGUCAUCUGGCCACCUCCUGGAUGACCACACUGGACAGCAUCUGCGAGGAGCUGAAUCCAGAAACGACGCAUCCAGACUUCCGCUUGUGGCUGACAAGCUACCCCUCAGCUACCUUCCCUGUGGCCGUGCUACAAAACGGAGUCAAGAUGACAAAUGAGGCACCAAAGGGACUCCGCUCGAACAUCACCCGCUCCUACCUCAUGGACCCCAUCUCUGACCCAGACUUCUUCAACAGCUGCACCAAACCAGGAGAAUUCAAGAAACUGCUGUUUGGCCUCACAUUCUUCCACGCACUGGCGCAAGAAAGGAGAAAAUUUGGACCUCUGGGCUGGAACAAUCCUUACGAAUUUAACGAAACAGACUUGCGCAUCAGCGUGCAGCAACUCCACAUCUUCCUAUGCCAAUACGAGGAGACGCCGUUUGAAGCUCUGCGGUACAUGACGGGCGAGUGCAACUACGGAGGCCGUGUGACGGAUGAGUGGGACCGCCGCACACUGCGCACCAUCCUCAGCAAGUUCUACUGCGAGGACAUCGUUACGAACGAGCAGUACCAGUUUGACAGUAGCGGCCACUACUACGCUCCCCCGGAUGGCGAUUACGACAGCUACCUGGAGUACGCCAAAUCCCUCCCGAUCAACUCUGACCCAGAGGUGUUUAGCAUGAACGCCAAUGCCGACAUAACCAAGGACCAGGCCGAGACACAGCAGCUGUUUGACUGCAUCCUCCUCACCCAGUCACGGACGUCCAGUGGGGUUGGCAAGUCUUCGGAUACGGCGGUGUACGAAGUCACCGACGACAUUCUCGGCAAAUUGCCCAGCAGCUUUGACAUCGAGGCAUCGAUGCGUAAAUUCCCCACCACCUACAGCCAGAGCAUGAACACUGUGCUGGUGCAGGAGAUGGGCCGCUUCAAUGCUCUGUUGGGCACCAUUGCCACGUCCUGCGUCAAUAUCCAGAAGGCACUCAAGGGCCUGGUGGUAAUGUCUUCAGAGUUGGAGGAGGUUGUGAGCAGCAUUCUCAAAGGGAAGAUUCCUGGCCUGUGGAUGAAGAAAUCCUACCCGAGUCUUAAGCCACUUGGCAGUUACAUCAAUGACUUCCUGGCAAGAUUGAAAUUCCUUCAGGACUGGUACGACAAUGGCACACCCAACGUCUUCUGGGUGUCCGGUUUCUUCUUCACACAAGCGUUCUUGACAGGAGCUCAGCAGAACUUUUCCCGCAAAUACACCAUCCCCAUCGAUCUUCUCGGCUUCGAAUUUGAGGUUAUGGAUGACAAGACGUACAAACAAGCCCCUGACGACGGUGUGUACAUCCGAGGCCUCUUCCUAGAUGGAGCCAGAUGGGACCGUAGGACAAAGAAGCUUGCAGAAUCAUUCCCAAAGGUUCUCUAUGAUUCCAUGCCAGUGAUGUGGCUGAGACCUUGCAAAAAGGUGGACAUUCCCGAUAAGCCGUGCUACGUGGCUCCAGUUUAUAAAACGAGCGAGCGGAGAGGCACCCUGUCCACCACAGGGCACUCCACGAACUUUGUCAUUGCAAUGGCCUUGUCCAGUGACCUGCCGGAGUCUCACUGGAUCAGCCGCGGGGUAGCGCUCCUGUGCCAGCUCAGUAAUUAGGGCCUCAUCCCUACGCGCACAUACACACUGCGCAUGUGACACACGCACACUGUGCAUGUGAUACACACUGUGCAUGUGACACACUCACUGUGCAUGUGAUACACACACUGUGCAUGUGACACACUCGCACUGCAUGUGAUACACACACACACACUGUGCAUGUAACACACGCACACUGUGUAUGUGACAUUCUUAAUCGUAUGCCAACACGUUUACAUGUGUUGAUGUGCAACAGACGACGCAGACGCAGUUCUUUUGUAGGGGCGAAAUGCCAAGAUUUAUUAAGGGCUAAUGCCGGGAACUUAUAAGGGCUUACGCCUAACAGUUGGCAACUUAGAAUCUCGACAGGGGAAAGGGUACUGGGAGGUCCCUAGCGCCUCCCAGGCUAUUCGUGCUCUUCCCUCAGCACCGCCCGAGGGGUCAUCCAACUCGGUCAGCCGGGUGAAGUAGCCCCCCUAGCCUGGUACUCAAUCUCCCUACCCCGGGUCCCGACUCCUCAACUCCCUUCGAUCCUGGCCCCUCUCGACGAACCCCCCCUUACGUCACGGGUACCCCCUUAUAUCACCGCGUCAUGACGUCAUCCACUCUCUCUCCCAGAGUGACAUCCUGUCAUCCACUACUCGUCUACACAUGCGUGCACACGGAAACACCCACAAUCCCACUCUGCAGCCAGACGAGGCGAUUGUGAUGAUAACAUUGCUGGUACUUGAUUAUGUUAUAGCACAGACGAUGUACAGCUUUGCAUGAAGGGAUACAAACUAGAAACACUCCUACAUUGUGCAGAGAGGAUUUCAUGGCGUCACCCAAAUGGCAGAACCCACAGGAGGCUUAGGGUACAUAACUCCAACCAGAAUUACACACGCAUACGCAUUCAACACGAACACUGCACACGUGUACACAACCUAAGCUCUUACACACACAAUAACACAAGUUGUUCCAGCAGAACUUCAUUGUUUGAAAUUCGUUCCCACACAGGGUUUUAAUGUACCCGAGGCAGAGAAGGGUUUGUGUACACACGCCCGCAGCAUCCACGUCAAAGUGUCAUGCCUGGGAGUCCAGAUCUCACAGCUGCCAGCGUUAUUCACCAAAUACACAUCCACAAUAACCUUGUUGACAUGUUUAUUAAUUUCCCAUUGUGAUGCUGUAUUUCAGAUUUUUGUUAAUGUGUGUGAACAAAUAUUAAUUAAAUAUUUUGACCAAACCA